This is a messenger RNA of Stylophora pistillata, 933 nucleotides long. RefSeq lists its product as uncharacterized. The record is from RefSeq and is a predicted model, not a curated record. NCBI's taxonomy places the organism in Eukaryota, Metazoa, Cnidaria, Anthozoa, Scleractinia, Pocilloporidae.
AUGCUUUACAGCGACUUCAAGUCCCAGGUUAUUUGUAACACAACACUUACAGACACCUUUAGCGUGACCACGGGUGUGAAGCAGGAGUGUAUUCUCUCUCCCUUUCUGUUUGUCCUGGGGAUCGACUGGGUUUUGAAACAAGUGACUUGUGUUGGAAGAAGAGGGAUGAGAUGGACAUUGACCAGGGAUGAGAUGGAAGACCUUGAUUAUGCGGAUGAUAUUGCGCUGCUCGCACACCGGUACCAGGACAUCCAGGCAAAGACCAGUGUCUUGGCAACUACAGCAGAUUGUUUAGGCCAUAAGAUCAACAUUAAAAAGACAAGACACUUAAGGAUGAACAGGAGAACCAACGAACCCAUCGUGGUUAAUGGUGGAGAUGGAGAAGAAGAGAUCCUAGUCCGUAUCUCAAAGGAAAGUCAGGCCUUCGCCGCGCUUCAGAGUACUUGGAGAUCCAAGAAUAUCUGCCAGAAGACAAAGAUCCGAUUCUUCAAAAGCAAUGUCCUAAGCACCCUGCUGUAUGGCGCAGAAUCCUGGAAGAUGACCGAAACCAUCAGUCACAAGCUUGAAGUCUUCCAGAACAGCUGCCUGCGCAAUAUUCUACGUAUAUACUGGCCACAGACAAUCUCAAACUAUGAGCUGCGCAGAAGAACUGGAACAGAACUGAUUAAACAGCAAGUCCAGCGAAGGAGAUGGAGAUGGAUUGGGCAUGUGCUGCGCAUGCCUUCAGCAGCUUUACCACGAGUUGCCCUCAGAUGGACCCCUGACGGUCGUAGGAAGAGGGGCAGGCCGAGAGAAACAUGGAGGAGGACAGUGGAGAAAGAGAUGAAGGAAAACAGCUGGACAUGGGGUCACCUGGAACGAAAAGCACCCGACAGAAGCCAAUGGCGCUCUUUGGCCGAGGCCUUAUGUGUUUCACAACACGAAGAGGAUUAA